CACACAAAUGGUCUUGGCACCUUUGCAGGUGAUGUUAGGUUGGGAUAAAGAAGGAAAGGCAUCGGGUUCAGGAUGCCUGGGAGCCUUUUCCUGCCGUGAGGGCAGAGCAGAGAAGGAGGUCACCCUCGUUCUCUUGGGGGAGUGAAGUUGGAGAUCUGCUUCCACCACUGAAGCAGGCGCACCACCGAGGAGCGAGAUGGCUCUGCUCACCCACGUGCUGGCUUGCAUCUUUGGGAUCGGAUCCUGGAUGUCCAUCAACGGCGUGUGGGUCGAGCUCCCCGUGCUGGUGAACGUGCUCCCCGAGGGCUGGUACCUGCCUUCCUAUCUCAUCAUCAUCAUCCAGCUGGCCAACGUGGGCCCUCUCUUCAUCACCCUCAUGCACAAGUGGAAGCCGGGCUUGCUGAGCGAGGUCCUCGUCAUCUGCGUCGUGGUCUCCACCGGAGUCGUGGCCUGCUUCCUCCUGGCUUUCCUGUGGCACUACACCGCGGAUUUCGGCGGGGCUCGGCACAGCAUGGCCUUCUUCGUCUUGACCUUUUGCCUCUCGCUGGUGGACUGCACUUCCUCCGUCACCUUCCUGCCUUUCAUGGCUCGCUUCCACCCUCGUUACAUCACCUCCUACUUCAUCGGGGAAGGUCUCAGCGGGCUGGUCCCUGCUCUCUUCGCUCUGGCGCAGGGAGCAGGGAUCUCCAGCUGCGUCGAGGUUGCCAUCCCAAGCAACCACACACAUGCCAGGAACGCCACCGUGGGCAACAUGAGCUCGGGCGACCCUGCCCCUUUCCGCCUAGAGACCCGCUACUCCCCUGCCAACUUCUCCAGCCUGGUCUUCUUCCUCAUCCUGUCUGGCCUGAUGUUCUCCUGCCUCGUGGCUUUCUUCUUCCUCAACCGCCUGCCCAGGGUGUGGGACCUUUCGGAGCAGAAACUCUGUGCCAGCGAGAUCACCCUCCACUCCAUCCAGAAGAUCCCUGCGGAUGGGGGGCUGAAAGAAGGGUUCACUAACUUCCCCGCCGAGGGAAAGGCGGGAAGUUCCUCCAAAGAAGACGAGGAAGGAGCUCUGGAGAAGGUCACCUACUCCUGGGCCACGUUGGCCUUCAUCUAUGUCCUCAUCACUUGGUGCAGCUCCCUGAUGUUUGGCGUCCUGCCCUCGGUGCAGAGCUACUCCUGCUUGCCCUACAGCAACUUAGCCUACCACCUCUCCACCACCCUGGGUGCCAUGGCUGUCCCUCUUGCAUGCAGCAUCUCUACAUUCCUGCCCAGCAGGUCCCUCCCCUUCUUGAGUGUCCUGGCAGCCACCGGGACGGCCUUUGGCGCCUACAACAUGGGCAUGGCCGCCCUGAGCCCCUGCCCGCUCCUAAACCACUCGGAGUGGGGGGACGCACUCAUUGUGAUCUCCUGGGUGCUCUUCAACGGGACCCUCGCCUACGUCAAGGUGAUGCUGGGGGUGAUCCUUCGCGGCCACAGCCAGAGCGCCCUCGUGUGGUACGGAGCGAUGGAGCAGCUGGGGGGUCUGCUUGGAGCCGUCGUCAUGUUCCCCUUGGUGAACGUCUACAGCGUCUUCAAAUCGGCCGACUUCUGCAGCUUCCGGUGCCCGGCGUGACCUCAAGAGGUGGCAAGGGCUUGUGUCGUAUCGAUGCAGCAGUCAGGACGCUUGUCCCAUUUCCAAACAGAGGGAAGGAACCGUGCGAAUAAGUUCCCCUUAAGAUCAAGGCGAAGGAACGCAAGGGAUCGUCGGGCAACGUCACGCUUGACUUCGUGUUACAGUGACAGGCGAUGAAUUAACUUUGGACAUGGCUCCACGAUCCUCCUCCUCCUGCCAUUUCUUAACCUUGGAUGGACAAGAACCCUGCUGCAGGCUUGUGUUCAGAACCUGGCCAGGGAGUUGUAUAAUGCCUUGUAAAUAAAUCAGUCGA
Lacerta agilis (Sand lizard) is the source of this 1907-nucleotide messenger RNA. RefSeq names its product solute carrier family 52 member 3 (gene SLC52A3). The record is from RefSeq and is a predicted model, not a curated record. NCBI's taxonomy places the organism in Eukaryota, Metazoa, Chordata, Lepidosauria, Squamata, Lacertidae. Gene Ontology annotation, molecular function: riboflavin transmembrane transporter activity. Gene Ontology annotation, biological process: riboflavin transport. Bases 197 to 1594 code for a protein of 465 amino acids. The transcript is spliced from 4 exons. Gene Ontology annotation, cellular component: plasma membrane.